Messenger RNA from Macadamia integrifolia, 1879 nucleotides. RefSeq names its product scopoletin glucosyltransferase-like. Bases 248 to 1762 code for a protein of 504 amino acids. Lineage: Eukaryota; Viridiplantae; Streptophyta; Magnoliopsida; Proteales; Proteaceae. The transcript has a single exon. The record is from RefSeq and is a predicted model, not a curated record. Gene Ontology annotation, molecular function: UDP-glycosyltransferase activity.
UUGCAAGAACGAGGUGGGCGUGAUGGUUAACUACUUCCCCAAUAUCAGGAGACUUUGGAGCUAAUUCUACUUGUUCACCUCCUCCCCAACGAUCAAAAUUUAAGAUUGAGACUCGAAAUGAAGGAGCCGCGAGAAACUUGUACUGAAGGAAACCAGGUAAGAGGGUCAGAAGAUAUCUAAAGACCGAUGUAUUCACCGAUUCGUGAACAGAGAAGCGUCUCAUCUUCAAAGAAAGUCACUAAUCGCCAUGGAUACACAAGCUCCAAACCUCGAUAUGCUUUUCCUUCCAUUCCUGACACCGGGUCACAUGCUCCCCAUGGUGAACUUGGCAAGAUUGCUUGCUGCGCGCGGCGUCAAAGCCACCAUUGUCACUACUCCAUCCAAUGCCGUCUUCUGCAGCAGUGCCAUCGAUGAAGACACCCAUUCCGGCCUCAAAAUCCGACUUCACAUCCUCAGAUUCCCCUUCUCAGAGGUUGGGCUGCCCCAAGGAGUCGAGAAUUUCUACUCCAUCAAUUCCCUUGAGAUGGCCCAGAGGCUCUAUACGGCAGUCACGAUGCUCCAACAACCGAUCGAGCAACUAAUCCGAGAGCUUCGCCCUCAAUGCAUUGUCUCGGACAUGUUCUUCCCUUGGACUUCCGACCUCGCCGCUGAGCUUGGGACUCAGAGGCUCUUCUUUGAUGGAAUGGGUUUCUUCUCUCACUGCGUCUCCGAGAGCCUCAGACUAUUUACUCCCCACGAGAAGGUUCAAUCAGAUACAGAACCCUUCUUAGUGCCGGGUCUUCCUGAUCGUAUAACCAUGACGAGGUCGCAACUACCGCCUUUCGUCAACGAUCCAAACAGUGAGCCAGCUAAUUUAAUGAAUCAAAUCAGGGAAUCGGAGUUGCAGAGCUACGGCGUCGUGGUUAAUAGCUUCUAUGAAUUGGAGCCCAAUUACGUCGAGCAUUUCAAGAAGGUCCUCGGAAGGAAGGUAUGGCAUGUAGGCCCAGUGGCUCUGGUCAACAGAAAGACCACAACGGAGAAGGUCAAGAGGGGGGAAGGGCAUGGCUCAUCGUCUUUUUUCGAUGAUUGUCUCAAAUGGCUUGAUUCCAUGGAACCCAAAUCGGUUCUCUAUGUUUGUUUUGGGACCUCCCCUUGCUUUCUUGCAGCUCAAUUGGGUGAGAUUGAGUCGGGUCUUGAAGCAUCAGGGCAUCCCUUCAUCUGGGUCCUCAGAAAAGAGAAGCAGGGGCGAUGGCUUCCAGAAGGGGUUAAAGAGAGGGCAAUGGAAGAAGUUGAGGUGAAGAAGACGACAAAGGGUCUGAUAAUAACCGGGUGGGUGCCACAGGUAGUGAUAUUGAACCAUCGAGCCAUUGGAGGGUUCCUCACUCACUGUGGGUGGAACUCAAUACUGGAAGGUGUGGGUGCAGGGGUGCCCAUGAUCACUUGGCCAGUUUCCUCAGAGCAGUUCUACAAUGAGAAGCUGGUGACGCAAGUGUUGAGGAUAGGAAUCGCGGUGGGUGCUAAAAUGUGGUCUCUAUUCGACUCUGAUGGAGAAAUAAAGAAGGAGACAGUGAAGAAGGGGGAAAUAGAGAAGGCAGUGAUUAGGUUGAUGAUGGGUGACGGUGGAGGAGGAGAGGGAGAAGAAGUACAGCAGAUGAGAACGCGAGCAAGGGAGAUGAGCUUUAAGGCCAAGAGGGCUAUGGAAGAAGGUGGGUCUUCUUACUUUGACUUGACUGCCUUGAUCAAUGACCUUAACGUUGUGGCUGCAAGACACCAUUUGCAUUAGCUCCCGAAGCUGAAAGCCCUUUGGCUUGGGAUCCUUGGAUCUGACUUUUAGUCUAGCGGACAUUGACAGUUUUAGGGAUGUGUUUGAUUACAUAAAUCCCUAGGAGACAUGUAUAAA